This is a messenger RNA of Branchiostoma belcheri (Belcher's lancelet), 3269 nucleotides long. Its product is annotated as protein FAM114A2-like. Lineage: Eukaryota; Metazoa; Chordata; Leptocardii; Amphioxiformes; Branchiostomatidae. The coding region runs from base 173 to 2083 and encodes 636 amino acids. The transcript is spliced from 15 exons. The record is from RefSeq and is a predicted model, not a curated record.
CAUUUAUCUAAAUACGCGAAUCGGCGACAAACAAAUGACGCAAUAGCUUCACUUCCGGGACCAAAACAAGACGUUUCCAGUUUGACGUGGCCUUUGCGGAGUGUGGCUCGGAAAAGAAAGUGUGCACAAACUUCCCAGGCAAUGCUGCUCGCCUGACAGGGCGCUACUCACCAUGUCAUCUUCUGAAGCAGAGGAGGAGGGGUUCGAGAGUGCAGGGGAGGAUGUUGAAGAGAAAACAAAACAAACACAAAAAACAUCACCCAAGAAACAAACAGACAAUAAAGAGAACGAUGAAACAGCCAGUAAGGAAACCACUGAGAAGUCACAGGCAGAAGGAGGAGUGAAGGCAGAAAAUGAGGAAAGUCAAAACAGCACUGAUGAGGCUGAACCCAAGAAGAAGGAGGAUGCUGAGCCUGAGAAAGAAGAGAAUGCUGAACCCAAAGAGGAGAAGGUGGAUGCUGUACCAAGCACUGAUGACAAGUCAACCAAAGACAGUGGAGAUACUGAACCUAAAGCAUCUGCCACAACCACUGAUGAGGAUUCAAAAGAUGAAGUAAGAAAAGAAGACGCAGAAGGAGAAGAAGACUCAGUUGAAGAACCGCCCAAGGAUGGAGAAGAUAUGGAAAGAAAACCCAUCCCGUUGAGGAAGAGACCGGGAAAAGAAGAGGAGGAGAAGGAAGAGAAAAUUCAUGCUGCCUUGGACAAACUGGCGGGAGAAGAGAAGCCAUCAGGCGGCUGGGGUUGGGGUGGUUGGGGGUCUUCUUUUGGAUCCUCUCUGAUGUCUACAGCCUCAGCUGUUGGGCAAAGUUUUGUAUCUGUUGUAGAGGAUGUGGAGUCAUCAAUAGGAUCAGGACUGACAAAUGUGGUCCAUGGAGUCGAGUCAUCUCUGGGAAUCCCUACUCCAGAGGAAAUGUCUAAAGAGGAGGCUGAGACUGCAAAAGAUGACAAGUCAAAGGAGGAUAAGGGACCAGAGGAGAAAGGAGAAUCAGAGAAAACAGAAGAGGCCAAGGAAGAGAAAGAGGGAGCAGGAGGAGAGGCCUCUCCUCAACAGGCAUCAGGAGGGGGGCUGUGGGGGGCCUUGGGUGUGUCCAUGGUGGCCAAUGUUGUGCAGAACACUACUAAGAAAGUGGUGAGUGGAACCUUAGAUUCGCUGGAGUAUGUCGGGAAGAAGACCAUGGAUGUGUUGGCUGAAGGUGACCCCGGGUACAAGAAGACCAAACACAUCAUAGAGGUGGCAGGACAGAAGUCACACCUGUCCCAGGUGUUGCGAGAAGCCAAGGAGGAGGCAGAGAAACGAGCAAAAGAAGCUGAAGAGGAGGAGGCCCACAGGAAGGCCAACUUUGGCAUCAUGUUUGAUGAGUUCCAAGGUUUGGCCCACCUGGAGGCCCUGGAGAUGCUGUCCAACCAGAGUGAAGGGAAGGUGCAGGCUGUGCUGUCUGCCCUGACAGGGGAGGAGCAGGAGGAGCUGAAGGCUGAGCUCAUCAGGGUGAAGGAGGCCUUCAAACUGGAGGAUGUGGUGGAGGAGGAGACAGAAGGACAAGAAGUGCAGGAGUUUGCCAAGACUGUCACUGAGCUUCUGUUUGAACUGCACAUUGGGAUGACUCCAGAUAAACUGAACAAGGCCCAGACUGAUGCUCUGGAGUACCUGACUCAAUGUGAGGAGGACCUGGAAGAAGAGGAGACUAAGGAUCCACAGGAUUUGCACACAGCAGCCAUCCAGAUGCUGGCUGAGCUGACUGCCAAGUCCAUCCACCAGUUUCUGAAGGCUGCUGAGCUCAUCCUGAUGCAGAAGGAUCCAGAGAAAACCCCACUGGAGAGGGCACAGACUCUCACCAAAUUGACGUCUGCCCUGUGUGAGGAGGUGUCAGUCCUGUCCAACAAGUACUGUGUGUGCCUCAACAAGGCAGCGAGUAAAACUGAGAAACCAGAUGACUUCAGUCACUUGAUAACCAAUGUGUACCUUGAGGCCUCCAACAGUGCCUCCUACAUCCAGGAUGCCUUCCAGUUGUUGCUGCCCAUCAUUCAGGAAUCCUGUAUUCAGACCAAGAACCUGGCACUGUCUGCAUUCCAGAAGCACCUAUAGCCUCAGCAAACGUUGUGUGUAAUGAUCCUGCCUUAUAAUAGACGACUGCAUCUAUUCUGUUCCUUGGUUGUCGGUAGCCUAUUUGGUGAUUAGCAAAGAAAAUGUUUGUUUUGGGUAUGGCCGCCAUUUCUGUACUUCCUGUUUUGAAACCUGAAUUUCUGAUCGUUUCCCAUGUUUGUUGCUGCCUAACCAUCAAAAGAUACAUACUGGUAGUAUGUACAAAAUGUACUUGGAAGUAAAUGAGUUUUAAGAGUUAUUUGAUAUUGAUAAUCAUAUGGAGCACUCUGCCUUAUUUCAUUCUGUUGAUCUCAAAUCUUCCUGACAAAUAGAUAAAAAGAAGUACAUGUGCAAGGAUUGGAAAUGUUGUGUCUUACUAAGUCGUGUCCCUUAAGAGGGAUGUUGUGUGCCUAGUGCCUAUUGUACAUAAAUUGUACUGUGUCAAUAUUAAAUGUACUGAGAUGGCAUAGUUGGAUUAAAGCAUUUUUCAGUCAUGUUAUUUAGUAAACAGAAACUUCAUGUAAGCAAGCUGAUGGGAUGAAGUUGUGUCAGUAUGGCAAAAGAAGUGUGGAAGUAAAAUGUAUGUUUAAUGGAAAAUAGGAAACAUUUGAUAGAGCUGUGGUGUAUCUUUGUUCAUUCAUGCCUUUGGCAAUCAACACUAGAGAGGGCUAAUGCUUACCAUACAUGGUUUAUUUACUGGUAAUUUGCUGUUGAUAUUUAAUUAUCAUAGUUAGUUAACUUAUUGAGUUAGCGAAGUCCCAAAAACAUUGGUUCCAAUGUUUCAAAGGUGUCACAGUUUGGAAUUUGUUCAAUAACAGAAUAUCCAAUAUUUUGUAGGUUUAGUAGUUGUUACUAACUUACUUGAAUGUUGAAUAACUAACCUGUUCAAUUUGUCUCAGUGGCAUAAACAUAAUGGGCAUUGCAAAAAUUAAAGACUGUCAUAUCAUAUCUCAUUAAUAAUUUUCGUUAGUGCAAAUGGGUUUUACUCAUUAGAUAACCCUUUGAAGAUCCUUUCUAUCCACAACUUAGCGCAAAACUAAGGGUAUAAAUCAGUUUCUUGGCAUUGUGACUUCCCCAACUAAUUGCUUUCAUGUACUCAUGUAUGGCUUUGCUGUGAAUUUGUCAAGGAAGAUACAAAUUUUUUUUUUCUGUGGACCUGUAGUUGCCUUAAGUGGAAACAAAAGCCUUA